AAAACAGCAAUGGGUUAUGAGGAAGCAAAAGUUGUACAUGGGUGUUCCUCAUAUGUUGCUAUCAAAAGACAUAACUCAUUCUCUGUAGAAGUAGAUGGAGCUUGUGUGGUCAGAGCCACAUCCAUCAUCUGAAAAUGAUCUGAACGUUCCAUUUUCAGAGAAUCCUCCACCUUGCUCAAAGCCAGUGCUACCUUCCAUGGAUAUCCAAAAGGAGAAGAAGGAGGACCAAGAACAUCACUAUGAGUCAAAGCCUGAACUCAACCUCAUCAACUGCAUAGAUACAAAUUUGUGCAUGAACUCUUCUUCAGAAUCAUGUCAUGGAGGAGGACACGGUGAUGAAUUGGAGCCAAGGAUAUUCUCAUGCAACUACUGCCAAAGGAAGUUUUAUAGUUCGCAGGCACUUGGGGGACACCAGAAUGCGCAUAAGCGUGAAAGAACUUUGGCAAAAAGAGGACACAAAGCUGGUGCUGCAGUUCCAAUAGAUUUUGCACACAGGUAUUCUAGCAUGGCUUCUCUGCCUCUGCAUGGCUCCUAUAAUAGGUCACUGGGAAUUCAGGCACAUUCUAUGAUCAACAAACGCUCUUUUCAAACACAAACACCAGGUUUUUGUCUGUCACAUUCUCAUGCUCAAAACUGCUCUCAGAAGCGGCCUUUGUACUACUCACAACAAGCAACUGGGGCAGAAUCUGAAUCACCCUUGGAUGGUACCAUCCAACGGCUAGGGAAGUUUUGUCCAAGGCUGAUGCCAGAGGGAUUUGGAAGCUACUGGUUGGAUAGUGUUCACCAUUUGAAGACUAAACAAGAGGAGUUGCACAAGCUUGACUUGUCCCUUAAACUCUAAGUGCAACCAAACCUUCAUAUGAAUUGUGUCUUUUCUCUUUCCAACAAGAGAUCUCUAUCUUUUCUUUUUCUGUUUCUGCUCUUGUAUCACACUAGUUGCAGCAGCUGUAAAUGCAUUUUAGCCGCAUAAAAACGAAAGUUCGUGUCUUGAUAUCAUUUGCUUUGAUUUGAAUUAAUGGAUUCUUCUGGGAUUUCAA
Molecule: messenger RNA, 1037 nt
Organism: Vigna unguiculata (cowpea)
Lineage: Eukaryota; Viridiplantae; Streptophyta; Magnoliopsida; Fabales; Fabaceae
Product: zinc finger protein 1-like
Biological process (GO): negative regulation of abscisic acid-activated signaling pathway
Source: RefSeq, a predicted model, not a curated record